UUUCUAGCCAACAUGCCCUUGCGAAGUUCUGGCAAGUUGAGCAUGGAGACCAGGAAAGAAGACGGCGAGAGCACAGCGCCUGCCCCCCCGCAGAAGAAGCUGUCCUGUCAGUGCCACCACCACUGUCCUGAGGACUCUGUCAACAGCACCUGCAGCACUGAUGGCUACUGCUUCACCAUAAUAGAAGAAGAUGAGUCCGGGGGACAUUUAGUCACCAAGGGAUGUCUCGGAUUAGAGGGCUCAGACUUCCAGUGUCGGGACACUCCUAUCCCACACCAAAGAAGAUCUAUUGAAUGUUGCACAGGCCAGGAUUACUGUAACAAACACCUUCACCCUACACUGCCCCCACUGAAAAAUCGAGACUUUGCUGAAGGAAACAUUCACCAUAAGGCCCUGCUGAUCUCAGCGACUGUUUUCAGUAUACUUCUGGUGCUCAUCAUCAUAUUCUGCUACUUCAGGUACAAACGCCAGGAGACGCGGCCCCGCUACAGCAUUGGGCUGGAGCAGGAUGAGACCUACAUCCCCCCUGGAGAGUCCCUGAAGGAUCUGAUCGAGCAGUCCCAGAGCUCAGGGAGCGGCUCCGGGCUCCCUCUCCUGGUUCAAAGGACCAUCGCGAAACAGAUUCAGAUGGUAAAGCAGAUUGGUAAAGGUCGCUAUGGAGAAGUCUGGAUGGGAAAGUGGCGUGGCGAGAAGGUAGCUGUGAAGGUGUUUUUUACAAUGGAGGAGGCCAGCUGGUUCAGAGAAACAGAAAUCUACCAGACUGUCCUGAUGAGGCAUGAAAAUAUUCUCG
Messenger RNA from Mesitornis unicolor (brown roatelo), 790 nucleotides. RefSeq names its product bone morphogenetic protein receptor type-1B. The annotation marks the transcript as partial. Gene Ontology annotation, molecular function: ATP binding; SMAD binding; transforming growth factor beta receptor activity, type I. The transcript is spliced from 6 exons. Gene Ontology annotation, biological process: dorsal/ventral pattern formation; BMP signaling pathway; protein phosphorylation. Gene Ontology annotation, cellular component: plasma membrane; signaling receptor complex. The record is from RefSeq and is a predicted model, not a curated record. Lineage: Eukaryota; Metazoa; Chordata; Aves; Mesitornithiformes; Mesitornithidae.